AAGAAAAGUAUCCCCACUUUUGUUAGUUGCAGAGUUCAUUUCAAACCACAGCUUUAAACAUGCUAAGAAUAAGCUCUAGUUGUAUUUUAGUUCUUGUAGUUCUUCUACAGAAAGGUGAAUGCCAAACUGGUAGUGGUGGAAGACGGAAUUGGAUGCAAUAUGCGGCAGAAUUCAUGAAUUCACAGGCAGCUGGCGCUGGUACUGGUGCCGCAACGAGCGGAACAGGUGCGGCUGGUAAUCCCUCAUUUAUGAGUGAAAUUUCGAAAAUGGUUCGUGAAAUGUCAACUUCUUUUGGCGGUAGACAAGGAGGAAGGGGCGGCUUUGCAAAUAUGAUGGGUGGAGGUUCAGAAAGGGAUUUCGGCAGCAUGAUGGGAGGUUCAGGCGGGGGUUUUAGCAGCAUGAUGGGUGGAUCUGGUAUGGAUUUCGGAAGUAUGAUGGGGGGCUCCGGCGGGGGAAUGGGAAACAUGAUGAG
Molecule: messenger RNA, 472 nt
Organism: Ruditapes philippinarum (Manila clam)
Lineage: Eukaryota; Metazoa; Mollusca; Bivalvia; Venerida; Veneridae
Product: acanthoscurrin-2-like
Source: RefSeq, a predicted model, not a curated record